CGCGUAUGCCUCGAAGACGCGUCAGUCACUGACAAUUAGUACAUCCAUCUUAACCGUCCUCCGUCUGAAGCAAUCAUGGCAAGGAGAUACGACAGUCGUACAACUAUAUUUUCUCCUGAAGGUCGAUUAUACCAGAUCGAAUAUGCUAUGGAGGCUAUCUCCCAUGCAGGCACCGUACUCGGCGUACUCGCCAAGGAUGGUGUCGUGCUCGCAGCGGAGAAACGUGUAACGGGUAAGUUACUCGACCUGUCCGGUGCGAAAGUGGGAGGUGGAUAUGGUGGUAGUGGUGAGAAGAUGUUCUUGCUCAAUUCAAACGUGAUCGGCGGCGUGGCAGGUAUCACCUCCGACGCUAACUCUCUGGUGAAUUAUGCACGGACGGUUGCCCAGCAGCACCUACUCCAGUAUAACGAUGACAUCCCCGUCGAAGUCCUUGCACAGAGGCUCUGCGAUCUCAAACAAGGGUAUACUCAAUACGGUGGUCUUCGACCAUUUGGUGUCUCCAUUCUGUAUGCGGGUUACGAUCCACACUAUCAGUUCCAGCUCUAUCACUCCGACCCUUCGGGCAACUAUUCCGGAUGGAAAGCAACUUGCAUCGGCGCGAACAAUGGAACGGCACAGAGCCUCCUCAAGCAAGAGUACAAAGACGACAUUAGCGUCGAACAGGCGAUCAGCCUCGUAUUGAGGGUUAUGAGCAAGACGAUGGACAGCCCCACACUUGGGAGCGAAAAAUUGGAAUUUGCGGUGUUGACGUACGACGAGACUGCGAAGCAGCCCAAGGCCAAGAUAUACAGACCCUCGGAGAUUGAUGCUUUACUUGUUGCAGAGGGUCUGGCGAAGAAGGAUGACGAUGCGGAAAUGAAAUCGUAGAUGUGACAUUCAUGUAUCUCUUGCGUUUUUUUCUGAUCUGCAUAUCUCUCAAUGCGUGUAUUUUCUCAAGUGUGCAUAAGUUGGUAUUGCAUCACACCCCAGAC
Messenger RNA from Pisolithus orientalis, 971 nucleotides. Its product is annotated as N-terminal nucleophile aminohydrolase. The transcript is spliced from 8 exons. Bases 76 to 867 code for a protein of 263 amino acids. Gene Ontology annotation, biological process: ubiquitin-dependent protein catabolic process. The record is from RefSeq and is a predicted model, not a curated record. Gene Ontology annotation, cellular component: proteasome core complex; nucleus; cytosol. Lineage: Eukaryota; Fungi; Basidiomycota; Agaricomycetes; Boletales; Pisolithaceae.